Cutaneotrichosporon cavernicola is the source of this 2391-nucleotide messenger RNA. RefSeq lists its product as uncharacterized. The transcript has 3 exons. The record is from RefSeq and is a predicted model, not a curated record. NCBI's taxonomy places the organism in Eukaryota, Fungi, Basidiomycota, Tremellomycetes, Trichosporonales, Trichosporonaceae. Gene Ontology annotation, molecular function: metal ion binding; mRNA binding. The coding region runs from base 1 to 2391 and encodes 796 amino acids.
AUGUCCGGACCGCUCUUUAGUGGCUUUCGCGCGCCGACUUCCUUCUCAGCCCAUCGCGCAAACCGUGACGCUCCAGACUCGAUGGAACCCUACCGCAUCCCACAGCAUCGACUACCCUCCGCACCCCCUCCCACUCCAAUCACUGGGCAGCGUCCAGCACUACUAGCCCUCUCCUCCUCUAUCGUCGCGCCAGGCGCCUUAACGGCGCCAGUACGCAGUCGGAUGGCAGGGCAGGCAGCGGCCCGCGGCAUCUCGAUUGACGUGGCACUAGGCCGCGGCCGCACCCCAACGAGCGCGGGCUUUCCCCGCGCCCGAGGCCUCACUGUCGCCCUCCUAACUGGGGGCGGGGAACUGUACGCCGAAAGUGCGCCGGUUACUCCCAACGCCGGACUCAAGACCUCUACGCCGGCCGCCGGCGCUCUGGAACUCGUCUCGUCCCCUGGACUCCCGCUCACCACACCAGCUCUUACGCCGCGGCAGGAAAAGAUCCUAUGUCGGUACUACCACACGGCGGGUAUGACUUGUACCUCGUCUCCAUGCCGGUUCGUGCACAAAAUUGAGGUACCCCCAGGUCCAGCGACGGCUGCACUCAGUGCCGUACCCCUUUUGUCCGAGAACACGCCCGACCCGACGAGCGGUACCUUUGCCGCUGCACAGGACAGCGCGCUUGCACUCUCCAAUCCUGUCCAACCUGCCCAACCUGCGCCCUCCCAACCCGCCCAACCCUCUCAGUCCGCCCAGCAAGCCCAGCCAGCGCUGCUCCAAAUCGACGGCGGCGUGCAGAUCACCCCAGGCGAGCCGGUUACCCUGCAGACUCAAGCUGGGGCCGAGCUCGGCUUUGUCUAUAAGAUGAGCGGCGGGGGAAAGGGGCCAGCCGGUAAGAGUCGGCUCAAGUACCGUACUGUGCCGUGUAAGGACUUUGCACUCGGCACCUGUGCAUACGGCGACGAAUACUGCUCGUUCAUCCACGACUCUGAGAACCUAUUUGACGAGGAGAGGCACGGUAAGAAGGAGCUGCCGACACCCAAGAGCGCCAAAUUCAAGUCGCACCGUAAAAAGCCCGAGUCGCCCCCCGCAGACGCGAUACUCACCCCUCCCUUGGACGGACAGGACGUGGUGGUGCCCUUGUCCUCCCUCCCCGCUCCGCGACUUGCUCCUCCACCUCGCCGCCGCUUAAAUGCUGCCUCGGAAGUCCGGUUCGUUCCUCAAGAUGGGUGGGCGACCCAAGAACGCGCUUUACUCCAAGUUCACACUGAUAUCCCACCGACCCUCGACGAAGACUUCCCCCCCAACAUGGGAUAUCCGUGGUCCCCUGAGUGGCCCGGAGCGGUAUGGCCGUCCCCAGAGGUGGAGUACUCGCCCUUCUUUCCCAUGUCUCCCAUACAUCACGACGAGUACGACAUCGCCCACCCCCCGCCCGUCGUGCCGUUCACUCCUGGGUUUGUGUGGAACGGCGUGCCGAUUGAGGAUGGGCGUCCGGUCCCCCCUAUGUCGGUGUUCCCCACUCUGGAUGACGGAUUCUGGUCCUACGACGGGUACGGACUCGGUAUCAUGCGGUCGCCGACCUCUCCCGAAACUCCAGGCCGGCAAUACUGGCGUACCCGCCCGUGUCUGUAUUGGGCCAAGAGCGGGGGCCGCGAGUGUCCGCACGGCGAGACAUGUUGCUUCCAGCACAUCCUCCCCCACCGCAUCCGCCGCUCCCCCUCAACGAAACCCAACACCAAGACUGUGCCUUGCAAGUUUUUCAACACCGCCGAAGGCUGUACCCGCGCCGACGCCAAGUGUCCUUUCGCGCACGUCAGAAUCCUCCCCGACGGCCAGAACCUCCCCAAGCCAGUUCCGUUCCGUACCCGCCCAUGCCGCCACUUCCAGGCUGGGAGAUGUGCGAUGGGCGCUUCGUGCCACUUUGCGCACGUCCUAGACCCGACGGCGGCUCAAGGGACCAAAGCGCCUCCAGCGACCCCAGCGACGUCGAGCACGCCGUUCAUGGCGGACAUAGUGCGGCGUAUUGUUGCGGCGCGGGUGGGCGGGGUUGAGGAAGAGGGUGGUGGAGAAGGUUGGGUUGGAGAGAAUGGAGGAGAGGGGGAGGUGGAAGGUGAAAAGGAACGUUCUAAUAGCGCGCCAGCGACCAGCGCAAACUACGCUACCCUCGUCGAGGCCGCGUUCUGUCCCGACUGGCACGCGACGGGCCAGUGUUCACGUGAAUGGUGUACCGCGCUACACGAGUCUUCGGGACUUACGGAGAGCGCGUUGGCUGCUGCGUGCGAGGUGCUGCGCGUAAAAGCGAGCGAGCAGAGUAGUGCCAUCGAGAGUGAUGAUGACGAUGAUGACGAGCUCGAGAUCGUCACGGCCCAUAGUGGGCCUAGUACGCGGUCGAGCCGGAGUGUGUAG